AUGAUUAUCAAUCUGAAUUAUCUGUGGGCAUUAGAAAUUUAUUCAUGUUGUUUCUUUGGAUAUCAAUUUACAACAUUGCUCACUCACAGAUUCUUCGGAUUUUUCACUAGAUUAGCAAUUGGACUUCCUAUUGGACUGAUUUCAUUUGCAUGGUUAAUAUUGAUUGUCUCUUAUUUCAUUCCAAUGACAAAUAUGCAUGCAUAUCUCGCUCUAUCAACAUUUGGAUUAUUCGGAAUCAUAUUAAAAUUCUUAAAUCGAAAUAUUCAAUUCAAAGUUCAAAUUACAUUCGAUUAUUUUCAUAGAUGGGCAGUUAUUUUAUGUUCCUUUUUCCUUACAUUAGCUGUCUACUCUGCAAAUUUAGCAGGCGAUCGCUAUUCAAAAGGAGCAGCUUAUUCAGACCUUCCUUUUCACUUAAACAUCAUCACAUCAUUCUCAUACGGUCCAGCAUACAGACGAGAAGAGUUUUACAAGAUAGAUUCUCCAUUUUACCAUGGCAAAAACUUGGCCUAUCCAUUAAUCCCUGAUUUCCUAUCUGCAGCACUUGUAACAACAGGAGAUGCUUCAUUACAGAAAUCCUUAUUCUUUCCUUCCGAAAUAAUGAUGCUUUCCCUUGUAAUUGCCGUAUAUCAAUUAACAAAUUACAUUUUGAAAGACGAAUUCCAAAGUGUCAUGUCAUUAUUGAUAUUCAUGACUACAGGAGGCCUUGCCUUCGUUUUACUCUUCGAUAAAACCAAGCAAUGGGACGAACACGAAAGAUGUGAUUUUAUUCAUCAUUGGACGAAUGAUUUUGAUGGAUAUUGGUUUCAAACAUUGAUGCAUCUCUUAUUACCACAACGAUCCUCUUUGUUUGCAGUUCCUCUCUGUUUUUGGACAAUUUAUCUUUUAAUUCACGCAGUUAAGCUGGAAGACUUCAGAUUAAUGUUCCUUGCAUCAUUAAUAACAGGAUACAUGCCUCAAGUACAAGCCCACGCUUACAUGGCCAUUGCUCAAUGGUCAAUUACAUAUGCAAUUAUAACUUUUCCAUAUUUGACACGCGAAAAGUGGAAAAGAUUCUUCUUUUUGUGGUUAUUGUAUGGUGUUGUUGCAAAUGCAAUGGCUAUUCCUCAAUUGCCACCAUUUUUCCAACGAAUUUCAAUUGCAAGAAAAUCAUUUUUGCAAAUUGAACCUGUUUACAAAAGAUACGGCAAAGGAAUUGUUGGUUUCUAUAAGACAUGGUGGCUUAGCCUUGGUGUAUUUGCUUUUGGCGCGUUGAUAGGAGGCUGGGCUGAAGCAAACACUGAACAAAUUGUUCUUUAUAUUCCUUCUUUAGUUGUUUUCUUUAUUGCGAACUUUGUGAGAUACCAAGAUUGGCUUUGGGACAAUAUAAAGAUAUAUUACGAUGGAUGGAUGCCCAUUGCACUUCCUUUUGCUACACAGUUUAUAUUUGGUUUCUACAAUAGAUAUAAAAGAGGAGAAAGACCAAUACUCAACAAAAUGACUUUCUUUGCUUUGCUUUUCAUGACUUGCUGCAGCGGAACAAUUCAUUGCAUCUUCUAUCUUUCAACUCCUGCUGAAUUAUACAGCACUGAUAAACUGAAAUUCGGAAAAUGGGUUGCGGAAAACACAAGAGUUAAUGAUGUUUUCGUUAAUGAUGAUUCACAUGAACAAUCUCCUUCUUCUCUUGGAGGAAGGAUUUCGAUGCUUGGUUUCUCUGGAUGGAUAGAGACACAUGGUUUGGAUUACUACGGAAGGCGUCAUCACUUACAUUUGUUGAGAACUCAACCGGAAAAUGUCCUGGAAUAUGAUAAAGAAAAUAUUUGGUACCUUUUCCAAAGUGAUGAAUCAUCUCCGAAAUUCACUCCUGACUUGAAUAACUCUAUCUGGGAACUUGUUUAUGAUAGUGUUAAUUUAACAUUAUUCAGAAGAAAUCUCAAAGCAUAA
Messenger RNA from Trichomonas vaginalis G3, 1920 nucleotides. RefSeq lists its product as uncharacterized. NCBI's taxonomy places the organism in Eukaryota, Parabasalia, Trichomonadida, Trichomonadidae. The transcript has a single exon. The coding region runs from base 1 to 1920 and encodes 639 amino acids. The record is from RefSeq and is a predicted model, not a curated record.